GGUGCCGAGGCGUUGAGUUGACCGGAAACGCUGCUUCCGGUUGAAACUCGCAGUGAGACAAGGCCGAGAGAAUGUGGUCAACUUGGCUUCUUCCGUUGACCCUACUGAGCAGUGGUACAGUUCCGGUAGAAAAGGUUGAACACCAGCAGACGAACGGUAGCCGCAACGCGUUGCGAAACGUGGACAUCAUCAGCGUCGAGGAAAUUCUGCUGUUGAAUCGGCAUUUCGUGGACUAUCUAGCAGCGAUAAACGACCAAACUCUUCAGGAUGCUAGCGAUCGUCAAUGUGCGAUCACCUUGCAACAGUUGGCCGUGGCUUAUCUGGAACGUGAGAGAAUAGGGUUGGAGUGGUUCGAUUCCUGGGGAAAGGUUCCGUCAGGGUUGUACCAUGAGAAUGGAAACGCACUGGGAAACGUUGAUCAGUGCCGAGGGAUCGAGCCAAUCCGGAUGCAGCAUUGCACAUUCAUCGGAUUGUUUCCAAGUGAGAUAGGACUGCUGUUUUCAGGUUUGUGUGUUCCACAUUCCUGUAGUCCGGACUUUGUACAGCAACUGUACGGAGAUUACUUGAACAGCCAAGGAGGUAUGGUGGUACCGGUGUUCGAGCAGGAGUCGCUCUGUAUUAGGGAUGAGGAAGUGCGGUACGAUGGAGCCAUGAUUACAGCCAUUGUCAUCAGCUCUAUCAUCGGCCUGUGUGUUCUGAGCAGUACUAUGUACGAAUUAAUCAUACUAGGAAUGAAGCGCGAGAUCAACCCAUUGUACAGCUCCUUCUCAUUGCUGGGAAACGUGCGGAGCAUUCUACACCUGGUGCCACGCGUCAAAAAUACACAACAGAAAUCCAGCAUGGUCGAGUGUGCCCACGGCAUCCGAUCACUGUCCAUGAUCUGGAUCAUAGUACUCCACGUACACGACAUGGCGAACACAAAGCCCUGGGAGAACGAUCCAGCGCGGGUGGAAUAUCUCAGAGGUUUCUGGGCUUCCUUACUGCAUUACAGUGGUAUGUUGGCCGUGGACACGUUCCUCGUGCUCAGCGGAAUGCUUGUGGCGAUGAGCAUGCUAAGGGAGCUCGAUAAAAAGGGCAAAAUCAACCCGUUGAUGCUGUAUUUGCAUCGUUACAUCCGUAUCACGGCUCCGUUAGCUCCACUUAUACUGUUCGUAGUUUCUUUUGCGGUUUACAUGGGAGAAGGCGUGUUCUGGAAGGUGAACUUCGAUUUUCUGAAGUCAGGCUGCUUGGACAAUUGGUGGGCUGCUCUCCUACACAUUCAGAACUACGUAGAUCCCCAGAACAUGUGCUUGCCAUGGACGUGGUACCUCUCCGUGGAUAUGCAGCUGUACAUCAUCGCACCGGCCCUAAUCUACCCACUGUGGCGAUACGGGAAGCGAGUACUGUUGGUUAUCGGCGGGCUUGCCGUACUAUCGAUGGUAUGCGUACUGACCACCUUCCUCGUCAACGAAUUCCGGAUGAAUUUUUUCGUCCCGGACAUAGAUAAUCGAAAGCAUGCGCUAACCUACUACGCAACGCACGCCCGAAUGGCCGUUUGGCUAUGGGGACUUGGCUUCGGAUACAUUCUUCACAAGACCAGGGAGACCGGUGUGAAUCUGCCCAAACGAUACUGGAUCGUCGGAUGGGUCGCCUGCUUCACUCUGCUCGGAUUGAUCAUCUUCUCCAACUACCAAAUCCACACCACAAAUGUCGAUGACUUUUCGCAUGUGAUCGACGCUUUCUACGAACCGCUUUCCCGAUCCGUAUUCGCUGUGUGCGUGAUGUGGAUAAUCCUGGCCUGCGUAAACGGCAAAGGCGGUCUGCUGGAUGAGUUUUUGGGAGCUUCUAUGUGGCAGCCGCUAUCGCGGUUAUCGUUCACCAUGUAUCUGCUACACGUUUUACUGCUGGUGAUGGCUUCGAUAGCACCGUCCAAAACGAGCGCCUAUUUCAGUGUAAUCGAUAUGUUCUACCGGAUAUGGGGAGCCAUUGGAUUGACGACCAGUGUAACGCUGCUGUGGAGUGCUAUCUUUGAAGUUCCGUUCGGAACGCUCGAUAGGUUACUGUUGCGGAGCUGAGCGUCGUCAGCAGAUGUACGACCGGAAUGUGAUAUUCAGAUUGUUGAUAAUUCUCAAAUACAGGACAAAUGCUCUUAGCCUUUCAAACUCAUAAAGCAUUGUCCAUUAAGAAUCCAUACGCUUACCUUACC
Molecule: messenger RNA, 2185 nt
Organism: Aedes albopictus (Asian tiger mosquito)
Lineage: Eukaryota; Metazoa; Arthropoda; Insecta; Diptera; Culicidae
Product: nose resistant to fluoxetine protein 6
Exons: 4
Coding region: 72-2054 (660 amino acids)
Molecular function (GO): acyltransferase activity, transferring groups other than amino-acyl groups
Source: RefSeq, a predicted model, not a curated record